AUGGCGUCGGCAGCUGUGCCGGAAGAGUGUGUGGACCGUAAGAACGACCCGGAUGCCAUCAAGAACUUAAACCUCAUGAACGCGUUCACGCCGAUCGAGUGGAGCUGCAAAGUCGAGUUCGGGAUCCGCACACACUGGUUCCGGUCUUGGGACCACGGCGCGCUGCUCAAGACCAAGCGGCCCUGA
Messenger RNA from Aphanomyces invadans, 186 nucleotides. RefSeq lists its product as hypothetical. Lineage: Eukaryota; Oomycota; Saprolegniomycetes; Saprolegniales; Verrucalvaceae. The record is from RefSeq and is a predicted model, not a curated record. The coding region runs from base 1 to 186 and encodes 61 amino acids. The transcript is spliced from 2 exons.